AUGGGAAAGAACAAAUUAGAAGUGCUUUCCUUUCGUUUUUCUAUUCGGUCCAUUAUUAGCAUUUUCUUUCUUUCUUUCUUUCUUUCUUUCUUUCUUUCUUUCUUUCUUUCUUUUCUGUCCUCCUCCCGUCCUUUUUUUAGUUCUUUUUUAUCACAUUUUCACCUCCGAUCAAGUUCAUUAUUAUCUUUCUUUCUUUCUUUCUUUCUUUCUUUCUUUCUUUCUUUCCAAUUAUGUUUUUGUCAGCUUUUUUCCUCCGAUCAAGUUCAUUAUUAUCUUUCUUUCUUUCUUUCUUUCUUUCUUUCUUUCUUUUCUGUCCUCCUCCUGUCCUUUUUUAGUUCUUUUUUUUAUCACAUUUUCUCCCUGAGAAAAGUUCAUUAUUAUCUUUCUUUCUUUCUUUCUUUCUUUCUUUCUUUCUUUCUUUCUUUCUUUCUUUCUUUCUUUCUACACUUUUCUCUUUCUGUUUUCUCUCAAUGA
This is a messenger RNA of Acanthosepion pharaonis, 474 nucleotides long. The record is from the annotation of a GenBank genome assembly. NCBI's taxonomy places the organism in Eukaryota, Metazoa, Mollusca, Cephalopoda, Sepiida, Sepiidae.